Molecule: messenger RNA, 3483 nt
Organism: Onychostoma macrolepis
Lineage: Eukaryota; Metazoa; Chordata; Actinopteri; Cypriniformes; Cyprinidae
Product: phosphatase and actin regulator 1
Exons: 13
Coding region: 233-1888 (551 amino acids)
Biological process (GO): cell motility; stress fiber assembly
Molecular function (GO): actin binding
Source: RefSeq, a predicted model, not a curated record
AAACCCAGUGAGCUGCAGGCAUACACGCGGUUCAGGUAUCUCUGAGGCUCAGAACUGCUGUGCACACAGGCAGCUCGCUGCGAUUUGAGACACGGCCCUGCGCUGCAGUUCCGGUGUGUGGCCCACAGGAGGCGGAAGGACCGGCGUUCACUGCGCAUCUCAGCUGAGCUGGAGACCGAGAGCGCGCUCAGUGCCGCUCAGAUACGCGUUCAUCAGCCUCGCCGUCACCAUCAUGUCUACGGCGGAUCACACGCUCAUGCACGGCAGCUGGGGCAGUAACGCGCCCGCGGGGAACGCGAUGGAGAAGCCGAAGAACAAGGGCUUCAGCCUGAUCAGGAUGAUGUCUCUGAACUACAGAAAGGAGAACAAGAAUCCGCAGCAGCAGCAGCAUCACAACAACAUGCCCUUCAUGAUCCACUGCCACAUCGGCAAAGAGAUCAAACACAUAUGCAGCAACUGCAGCCGCGGCAGCCUCGCGCAGGACGAGGAGGUGGAGAAACUGGCCUCCAUUCACGCCGAGUCCCUGGUGUCCGGAUCGCACGCGGCACCCAUCCACUGCAGGAGCAGGUUUGCCUCUCUGGGACGCCUCUUCAAACCCUGGAAGUGGAGGAAGAAGAAGAGCGAGAAGUUCAAGCAGAGGUCGACCGCUCUGGAGAGGAAGAUGUCGGUGCGGCAGAGCCGAGAGGAGCUGAUCAAGCGAGGAGUGCUGAAGGAGAUCUUUGAGAAAGACUCCAGAAUCGCGGCUGUGAUGGAGAACGGAUUGCCUUCAGACUGCGAGCGGCCCGCGGAGGACAGACAGAGGACCGCCGCUGUUGACUUCCGCUUGUCUCUGGAUGGAGGAGUAUGUGCUCAGGACAACACGCUCAAGUCGCUCACGCUUCCUCCCAAGAAAACCGUCACCUUCCCCAGUGACCUUCAGGAGCCGCCCCCCAAACCUCAGCUCAUCCAUAAACAGCCUCCCGCCCUGCCGCCCAAACCCUUCUCCAGACUGACCAAUCACAGCACAGACUCGUCGUGUCUGCAGGGCAAGCCGUCUCCUCCUCUGCCUCCUAAGAAGCUGCUGCUGUACUCGUCCUCGUUGGGUCAGUACUCUCGCCCGCUGCAGCUGCAGUACAGCGCCGCUCACCCGUCCAGCCGGAUCAUCCUCGAGCUGCAGAAGACGCUGGCGCUGGCCAUGCAGAGGCUCGACAGCUCUGCGGUUCACGCGGGUCAGUACAGCGCUCCUCUCCCGGCCGUGGUGAUCGACUGUGACGAUGAUAAAGAGAACAUCUCCAACGAGUCUGACUACGAGGACCUGCCCAGCAUGUAUAAGGAUGAAGAGCAGGAGGAGGACGAGGAGGAGGAUGAAGAUGACGAUGACGAUGAUUCGCUCUUUACAAACACACUGGCGCUGAAGAUCUUGAGGAAGGACUCUCUGGCGGUGAAGCUGAGUAACAGGCCGUCUCAGAGAGAACUGCAGGAGAAGAACAUCUUACCUGUGCAGACGGAUGAGGAGCGACUGCAGUCCAGACAGCUCAUCGGCACCAAACUCACACGGAGACUGAGCCAGAGACCCACGGCUGAAGAGCUGGAGCAGAGGAACAUCCUCAAACCUCGUAAUGAACAGGAGCAGAUGGAGGAGAAGAGAGAGAUCAGACGCCGGCUCUCACGCAAGUUGAGUCAGAGGCCCACGGUGGAGGAUCUGCGUCGAGCCAGGAUCCUCAUCCACUUCUGUGAUUACGUGGAGGUGGCAGACGCUCAGGACUACGACAGACGCACAGACAAACCCUGGACGAGACUCACGGCGGCCGACAAGGCCGCCAUCAGGAAAGAGCUGAAUGAUUUCAAGAGCAAUGAGAUGGAGGUGCACGAGUCCAGCCGCCAUCUGACCAGGUUUCACCGGCCGUAGCGGAGCAGCGGAGACGUCUGAGGUGCUUCUGCAGAACUGACCAUCGUCCUCAGAUCAGCGGUUCUCCGGCUGCGAGCGGCUCUUUGAAGCACUAUUGCACUGCAUUCGCACCAGCACCAGCACCAGCGCUUUCACGAGCGGCUCCCACGAUCCGCGGUGCUGGUGUUUACAGGACUCGCCCUCAAACUGUGACUCGACCCUCAUUCACAUCUGUGUGAAGCGUCUCCUUCAUCAGGGCCUGAGACUCGUCUCUUACUGCAUUAUUCUCGUUUCACGUCCGUUUUGUAUAUCGAAGGCUCUCUGUGUUCGUCCCACAUGUGUGUGUGGGUUAUGAUUGUUUUAAGUUAUUUUUAGACCAUUUUUCUAGCGUAACUUCAUCAUUUGCAUGCUUGUUUCGCGCUCUUGUGAUGCCUGUCAGCAAAUGUCCUGAAGGUCUUUGUUUUAUUCAUGUUUCUCUUUUUUUCUUUUGCCUGUUAUUUUUGUUUUGUACGAUUCAUUUUUAAGUUAAAUAUAUUUUAACAUUCUCUUGCACUGUGUUUAUUGGAAUCACAAACAACUUGUUUUCAAGCACCCAUCCUCCAUCUUUCUGAACUCGCCUUUAAUAAACGAGACGAGCGGUUUAAUUAUCACAGACAGGCUGCGCUGCGCUGGCAGGCGUGUGGUCCUCGUCAUCGGCCGCUCGGGCUCUGUCUGUUCUCAGUGUUUUUCAGGAUGUUUGACUCUUGUGCUCAUUGACUGUAGCUCAGUGGUGCAGUGUGGCGCUCGCAACGCCAGGCUCACGGGUUCGAGUCCCAUGGGAACCACGUGAUUAAUUGUAGACGUUUGAAUGCUUGAGUAAGUCCUAAUGGAAGGAUGCUGGUUUGCUUUAACGUAAACGAUUAAGUUGCACAGACGAGGGACGCCAAAGGAUCAAAACUCAGACGAAUGUCAUAGAAACGACAAAUCAACCUUUUCAAAUCGAGUCUUAUUUCAAUACUGACACAUCCAGUGGAUGAAGCUACAAUCAUAUUCUGCAUGCACUUUAAUGAUAUGCACAAUGUUUUGUUUUUUUUCAUCAUUUGAAGUAGAUUUCGGUUGAUUUGUUGAUCCCUCGUGUUAAACUAAAGUCCUGUAAUGAGAGACUUUCUGUGAAUUUUGAUCAUAAACUGAAACCAGUCGUGAAGGAUGAAACUCCGCAUUUCCCAACAUCAGUAUGAGUUUAAUGAAUCUCUCGUGAUGCUCAGGUAGCAAGAUGUUUUCCAGGACAAUGUGACGAUCAAACGACAUCAGCGGAGGGAAGAGUCCAGCAGGAACAUUUUCACCAGGACUGCUUCAAACCGUGACGUGGUUCUGGAGUCGAGACGGCCGAUCUUCAGGCAGCUUGAACGCCACAACAAUCAACCAUCAGCGCCACUGAACUCAGCCCGUGUGGACAAACCGAACCUUUCAAGGAACUAAAUCAUCUUUUUAACAAUAGUGUGAUUUUGAGAACUUUUAGAAACUGCAUGAGUUUAUAUGAGUGAGUGACGAACCGUCCUGAAGCAUUGUGUGUCUCCGAGGGACGCCAUGAUUUCAGCAAUAAAACUGACCUUAUAUACGUGUGUGUGUGUGUGUGU